AUGGGAGAUUCAUCCGUGUCUUACACCCCGAUAGGGAACGGGUGUUUCAUCCGUGUCUUACACCCCGAUAGGGAUUGGGUGAUUCAUCCUUGUCUUACACCCCGAUAUGGAUUGGGUGAUUCAUCCUUGUCUUACACCCCGAUAGAUUUCAACGAACAAUUUUCUUUUCUUCUUUAUUCUUAUUUGGCGUCAAUUCAAAUUUUUCUUUUCUUUUCUUUUUUUUUUUGCCAUCUUUCAUUUUUCUUUUCCUUCUUGGUUUAUCAUUUCUUUCUUAUCUUUCUAUGUCUUCUUUUCUUUCUUUUUUUAAAAGAUUUUUUCUUGCAUUUAUUUCUUUCUUUCUUUCUUUCUUUCUUUCUUUCAUUCAUUUUUUCAUUCUUUCUUUCUUUCUUUCUUUCUUCAUUCUUUCUUUCUUUCUUUCUUUCUUUCUUUCUUUCAUUCUUUCUUUCUUUCAUUCUUUCUUUCUUUCUUUCUUUCUUUCAUUCUUUCUUUCUUUCUUUCAUUCGUUCUUUCUUUCUUUCAUUCUUUCAUUCUUUCUUUCUUUCUUUCUUUCAUUCUUUCUUUCUUUCAUUCAUUCUUUCUUUCUUUCUUUCUUUCUUUCUUUCUUUCUCUCAUUCUUUUAUAGCUUAUCUUUCUUUCUUUUCUUUUCUUCCUUUCUUUUUUUCUUUUUACGUUUCUCUCGUUUUUUAUAACUUAUCUUUCUUUUGUCCUUUCUUUUGUCUUUUCUUUCUUGUAACCUCAAUCUCAUUCUUUCUUUCUUUUUUCCUUUCUUUCUUUCUUUUUACGUUUUUUCUCGAUUUUAUAACUUAUCUAUCUUUCUUUUGUCCUUUCUUUCCUUUGUUCUUUCUUUCUUCUUUUCUUUCUCUCUUUCUUUCUUUCUUUCUUUCUUUCUUUCUUUCUCUCUUUCUUUCUUUCUUUCUUUCUUUUAACUCUUUCUUAUCUUGCAAUCUUUCUUUCUUUUCUCCUCUGUUCUUCCUUUCUUUCUUUCUUUCUUUUUUCUUUUUUUCAUUCUUUCUUGUUUUUUAUUUCUUUUUUCCGAUCGUUUCUUUUCUUUCUUUCAACAUUAAUUUAUUUGCUACAUUCUCCAUUUUUUUCGUUUUCAUUUUUUCUUCUUUUUCUUUAUUUUUUUCCUUCUCUUAUAAUGUCCGUUUCUUCACUUUCUUUUUCUCUUUGCUUCUUUCUUUCUUUAUUUCUUUCUUUCUUUCUUUUUUCUCCUCUGUUCUUUCUUUCUUUCUUCUCUGUUCUUUCUUUCUUUCUUUCUUUCUUUCUUUCUUUCUCCUUUCUUUCUUUCUUUCUUUCUUUCUUUCUUUCUUUUUUCUGUUCGUUUCUUUUCUUUCUUUCAACAUUAAUUUAUUUGUUUCAUUCUCCAUUUUUUUCGUUUUUAUUUUUUUCUUCUUUUUCUCUGUUUUUUUUUCUCUUAUAAUGUCCUUUUCUUCACUUUCUUUUUCUCUUAGCUUCUUUCUUUCUUUCUUUUUUCUUUCUUUCUUUCUUUCUUUUCUCCUCUGUUCUUUCUUUCUUUCUUUCUUUCUUUCUUUCUUUCUUUGCUUCGCUGUUUUAUUGUAUAUCUAUCUAUCUAUCUAUCUAUCUAUCUAUCUAUCUAUCUAUCUAUCUAUCUAUCUAUCUAUCUAUCACAAUCCUUUUAAUAUCUAUCUAUCUAUCUAUCUAUCUAUCUAUCUAUCUAUCUAUCUAUCACAGUCCUUUUCAUAUCUAUCUAUCUAUCUAUCUAUCUAUCUAUCUAUCUAUCUAUCUAUCUAUCUCAGUCUGUUCAUAUCUAUCUCAGACGCCAAGGUGAAUGAAGUCGAGAUGCCUGGUAUCUAUCUAUCUAUCUAUCUAUCUAUCUAUCUAUCUAUCUAUCUAUCUAUCUAUCUAUCACAGUCCUUUUCAUAUCUAUCUAUCUAUCUAUCUAUCUAUCUAUCUAUGGUCUUCCUCUUCUUUAAAUUCUCCCUUUCUUUCUUUCUUUCUUUCUUUCUUUCUUUCUUUCUUUCUUUCUUUCUUUACCUACUCAUUUUCUUUCUUUCAUUCUUUCUUUCUUUCUUUCUUUCUUUCUUUCUUUCUUUAUUUAUUUCUAUCUUCUCCAUUUUCUUUCCUUCUUUCUUUCUUUCUUUCUUUCUUUUACAAAUGUCUUAUUUUUCCCUCUUUUUAUUACUUUUUAAGCAUAUUCUUCUUUUCUUAUUUAAGACAGGACAUGAUCUUUCGUUCUUUCUCAAUGUCUUUUAUUUUCUAAAAUUGAUGUUGAUCUUUUCUCGUCUCUUUAUUUUUAAAUUCGUGUUUUCUCCUAUUCUUUUUUCUUUCUCUCUUUCUUUCUUUUUUCUUUCCCAAUCGUUUUUUUCCACAAUUCUUUAUUUGUAUUGUUUUCUUUCUCUUCUCAUUACUUUCUUUUCUCAUUCCUUUCUUUUCAUGUCUUUCUUUCUUUCUUUCUUUCUUUCUCGAGAAUUUAUCCUUUAUUUUUGCUUGCUUUUUUUUUGUUUCUUUCUUCUUAAUUCUUUGUUUCCUUUCUUCCUCAGUUGUUUUCUUAAUUCUUCAUUUUUAGUUUUUUUCUCCUCUUUUCUCGUUUCAAUUCUUUCCUUCCUUCCUUCCUUCCUUCCUUCCGUCUUUCUUUGUUUCUAA
Acanthosepion pharaonis is the source of this 2604-nucleotide messenger RNA. The record is from the annotation of a GenBank genome assembly. NCBI's taxonomy places the organism in Eukaryota, Metazoa, Mollusca, Cephalopoda, Sepiida, Sepiidae.